Molecule: messenger RNA, 507 nt
Organism: Sorghum bicolor (sorghum)
Lineage: Eukaryota; Viridiplantae; Streptophyta; Magnoliopsida; Poales; Poaceae
Product: CASP-like protein 4D1
Exons: 3
Coding region: 1-507 (168 amino acids)
Source: RefSeq, a predicted model, not a curated record
AUGGCGGCCUUCUCAGAGAGAGCCCUUGCUGCUGUAUCCCUGGCCCUUCGAGUUCUCACGCUCCUCCUCCUCAUAGCUUCUCUUAUCAUUAUGGUGACAGACAAAAUUUAUGUUGGACCGUUUAGCGCCGUAGAGGACCCACCAAAUUUCACCUUUCGGGACCGUUUAGCAUACAGGUAUGUUGUAUCUGCAGCCGUCAUUGGAUGUGCUUACACUUUGCUGGUGCUUCCAUUCGCCGUCAUCCAUUUAGCCCAAGGAAGGAAAAUUGGCCGCGGUGGUGCUACAGUUGUUCUCAUUUUCACUGAUGUGGUGUUUGCGAUACUGAUUGCCACAGGAGCUGCCGCAGGCCUUGGUCUGACUGUUGAAACGAUCCAGCGUCUUGCAAAGUUUAUGAAUUCGGACUCCAAGAAAUUUUUAAACAUGGUGGACCUCUCGUGUGGUUUGAUGUUGGGGGCAACUGUCUGCAUGGUGUUCAUGAUAACCAUCUCGGCUCACUCGCUCAUCUAG